CCCUCGAUUUCCCUCGCCCUCGGCCUCAUCCUCGUCGCCGGUCCCCCAAGGAACCAGAGAGCGCACCGCACCGACCAGCGCACAGCCUCUCGCCAAGUCCUCGACCUGUUUGCCGUCUCGCGUUGCUUCGCCUUCGUCUGCCCCAUCGUCGUCCCGGACCUCUGGGGCAAUUUUGGGUGUGGUUGCAUCGCUACAACGCCUCUUCAACCUUUGGGCAACACACGCCGACAAAGUCAAUCAACCCUCCAUGGCUUGACGAUGCGCAACCCGUCCGUAUCCAGAACCACCGUCACCCUCCCCUAGAAAUGCUAGCCGUUGUCUUCUCUCUCGCCUGAGUUGAGAGUCCCUCGCAAUCAUGCAGGCCGUUCCAAGUCUCGUGGGAACGGGCACUGCUAUUGCUGCAGCGGCCAGCGGUUUGGUAUUCGGCCAACCCACCGAACCAAACUCCGCUUCUCCCUCCCUCCGACCUUCGACCCGCAGUAGACGAACCUCUACCGACCGCGAGCCGACAUUUCGCCCUCGAGCGACCAAUUUCCUUUUCUCACGACCCGCAACGAGCACUACGUCGAACCCCCACGGGAGCUCACAAUACCACACCCUCCCGCGACCCGCGACGGCUUCAAGACCUCCCCUCUCCCGCUACCAACGGCCACCCCAACCUCAACCCCAGGCGACAGCGACGCCUCCACCUCCCAAGGUUAGCAGCAGGAAGUCGUCUUUCGUUAGGCGCACAGAGUCACCCGCUCCCAUCGCCGAGUCAAGAGACUCAAUCUCUUCCAAUGGAUCGUGGAUGAGGCGCCUAUCCCUCCGCCCAUUGUCCCGUCACGAAAGCCCCAGAUCCAGCAUUGGCCCCGACACUCCCUCCAUCUUCUCCCACGGCUCUGCUGCGCCGAUGCUCCCCUCUGACCCUGCUGCGCCAUCUCUCCCUCCGAAUAAACUUGUUAAGCGAUCGACGUCGACCCAAUAUACCGACGAAAACGCCGACGUAGGCCGACGUUCAAAGUCUCACUUGCCGACUUUGCGACGACCUGCGACGAGCCAUCAACGCUCUGCUACUCUUCAGAGGUUCCAGGUCGAUUCUACUGUGACGACCCCGACAGAGCCUCAUAAAUUCUCAUUCGGCGAUCACUCACAACCCCACGAGUUCCUCGCUUCACCCCCGAUCGUGACCCCGGUACGAUCAACCACAAGAAGUGGAUGGACAUCGUUUUUCCACACCAAGACGGCUAGUGUGAGCUCACGGGCAAGUCCCGGCCGUUUUGGCGAUCUCAGUCCGCAUGCUCGACUGGUAUACUCGAAGCGCAUUUGCACCGGCGAGGACGAACACCGCAACCGGGCCCAUCUCGUUAAGCCGCGACUGGUCACAGGCGCUUCAGUACCUUCAGCCUCUUCAGUGCCGUCAAGACUGUUGCCUGCUGCAGACAUUCAGGAAUCACGCCGUCUACCAACUCUGCCAGUUCAAGAAUAUUCACCAUCCCCCGAGGGCACGCCCUCAAGAGGACCGCGAAAGUCCAUUUCGAUGCCUUUUACGUCGGCAGGGAAUUGGGUGUCGAGGACCUCGGGCAGUAUCCGUCGGCCCAAGCGAGGCGCUGAGUCCAGAAACGGAAAUAAGCGACAUGUGUCAGAACCACUCACUGGCGCGCAGACCGGCGCAGAAUCUCCAGCCAAUCCCCCGCUAGAAUUGGCCAUUUCGCCAGCAUCGCCUACUCGGCAGGGGUCGGCGCUUGGUUCAGCUACCAUCUCGUCGCUGCGAACGCGUAAAAGGAACUCAUCGUCACCAGUCCCCCCGCUUUCAAGACUUUCAAGUUUCCAUGUGGAUGCGUCGCGAUUAGGGUCUUCCAGCGGGGUGCCCACUCACCACACUCGGCCUAAUCAACCCUCUGGAAGUUCGACCAGCUCUGCUGCCAUGUCACAACUCAGGGGACCGCAGCACGACAGGACCUCUACGAUGGAGAGCUCCGAGGCCGACACUCGGGACUGUACGUCGGUAGACGACGACGACACGGAUUUCAAGAGUGACACCAUGUUUGACUCUCUGCGGACGGUCGCAUCCGGCCGCGCACGGGCGGUUGAGACGCCUCUGGAGUCUAUGUAUGACGAGUCGCCGCCCAGUACCGCUGGCAACGGAAAGACGAAACGCCUCUCUAUUCAGGAAAUCCUCGGCCGGACGUGGGACGAGGACGAUAAGAUUAUGGAGGAGGACGAGAGUGUACCCACGCCGGUUCGCACAGUCCACCGGAAUGAGGCUAGCUUCGCGCGCCGAGAUAUGUCUGGGCCCCGUUUCAGGCUUGACUCCUCCUCACCCCGUGAUGUUUCAAUCCCCACCAAGGACUUCAAUCGCAUGUCCUUGGAUGACGACUUUGACGAAGACUGGGUCAGGGACGACGAUUUUCCGUGCAACCCUCUGUCACCUCCUUCCAAGGGCAACUCACUAAACUCCAGAAGAAUUAACCCCAACGUGCGACUGGCCCUUGCCAACAUCAGUGGCAACGGGAUGCUCGACAUGAACGGCAACGACAGCCAUAGCGAACGACCGCUAAGCAAUCUGUUUGACUGGAGCGAGCCUCCAACCCACGACAAGUACGACACAGUCGGGGGACGCUCCCCACGCCCAAAGACUGCGUACGCAAAGCAAGAGAUGGACUCUAGAGGCGGCCGCUCAGCUAUUCGGAAAGGACCCACGCCGACCCAUGUGCGCAGCCAAAGCGUCCCCGUCGUCCACGAUUCUCCAGAUGACCCGAAAACCUCCGGAGCCAAGUAUGGCACGUGGGGGAUGGGUACCAAGACAGUCAGCGAAGACUGGGAUGAUGACUUCGAGUUUGGCGGUGGUGGCAUGGGAACCGGCGACAAAGAUGACAAGAUGUUUGCAGUUCCAGAGUCGAUCCGAGCCACACAACCCAGUGUCAAAGCCCAUUCGGGGCACAUCCGGGAAUUUUCUCUCCUCGUCAACGAUCUGAAACGCCUCUGUCGCCAUGGCCGGGACAUGGAUAUGCUCGAAGGGUCACAACGAGGCUUGUGGAAAGAAGCAGAAGGCAUCAUUGCCUUGGCAUCGCCGGACGAGGACUCGAUGGAGGAAGAGGAUGAUGACCAGAAAUCUACGUCGUCGAUCAACUUUGACGCCUUCGAAAUUGACGAACGCUUUGGCGACGACGGAUUUGACGCGCACUCCAUGGACCGCCUGGAUGCUGCCUUUGACGGUCGGGAACCCGCGAUGUCAAGAACGGCCGUGGUACGGGAACGGCAUUCUCCCAGGCGACGAUCCGUCUUCUCGCCCGAAGAUGACAUAUUCGGCAACUGGCCAUUAGCAGAUGCAAACCAUGUGUCGAACCGGUCAAGCCGGCCUAGAACACCCGAGAACCGAUCGCACAAAACCCAUGAUGUGUCCGGAGUUGUCCGUUCUGUCAUGGAAGCUAUGCAACAUCGCACACAGCCUGACGAAGUUUCUCCUAACGAUGGCAAGGUACACUUUGACACAAACAGUCUCAAGGCCUUGGUCAAAAGGGCGGGGGAUCUACGCGACUGCCUUUCAGAUGCCAUCCGACGAGCAGACCAAAUCACACACAGUCCUGCGCGAACGCCUCGACAUGAACGCCAACUCGAAUCGAGCCCCGCCUUCACCCGCGUUUUCGAUGACCCAGGCUCGAGCCCGCCACGACGAACAGUUAGGGGUCGAGGAAACAUCCCUCUCAUGGAUGGCACAUCAACAGAGAACUCUCCCUCCAGCCUGCCCCAACGGAUGCAGAUGAUGACUGUCGGUUGAAAGUCACUCUGUUGGAGGACUGAACAGGUGCUCUGCAUUCUUGCAUGAGCGUGUACAAAAGAUUUUGUGGAAUUUUGUUUGCAUAGCGACGGUCUCGGAGGU
Molecule: messenger RNA, 3862 nt
Organism: Ilyonectria robusta
Lineage: Eukaryota; Fungi; Ascomycota; Sordariomycetes; Hypocreales; Nectriaceae
Exons: 2
Coding region: 356-3760 (1134 amino acids)
Biological process (GO): regulation of mitotic cytokinesis
Molecular function (GO): GTPase activator activity
Source: RefSeq, a predicted model, not a curated record